AUGACCGAAACUAGAGUUGGUGGUAAGCCAUUUACAAUUGUGAUCAAGCUUGGUACGUCUUCUUUGGUUGAUGAGAAGACCAAAGAACCAAGGCUAGCUAUCAUGUCCUUGAUUGUGGAAACUGUUGUCAAAUUACGUAGGUUAGGCCAUAAUGUUGUAAUCGUUUCUAGUGGUAGUAUAGGUGUUGGGCUGCACAUUUUGGGUAUGGAGAAGAGGCCUAAACAUCUGUCAGAAGUCCAAGCAAUUGCGGCCAUUGGUCAAAGCAAACUGAUUGGUAGAUGGGACUCCUUGUUUGCUCAUUUUGGGCAAUCUAUUGCUCAAAUUCUUCUAACGAGAAAUGACAUUCUAGACUGGUCUCAAUACCGAAACGCUCAAAAUACUGUGGAAGAGCUUUUAAAGAUGGGUGUAGUUCCAAUUAUCAAUGAAAAUGAUACAUUAUCUGUUCAAGAGAUUAAGUUUGGUGAUAACGAUACUCUUUCAGCUAUUACAGCAGGGUUGAUACAUGCUGAUUAUUUAUUCCUAUUAACUGACGUGGACUGCUUGUACACCGCUGAUCCAAGAAGUGAUCCUGAUGCUAAACCAAUUUUAAUUGUUCCAGACCUGUCCAAAGGUCUACCAGGUGUUGAUACAUCAUCGGGUUCUGGGUCUGACGUUGGUACGGGUGGUAUGCAGACAAAGUUAGUCGCUGCUGAGCUUGCAACCAACGCUGGUGUUCAUACAAUCAUAAUGAAAAGUGAUGCUCCUUCCAAUAUUUACAAGAUUGUGAAAUAUAUACAAUCAUUGCAUGACACUGGUGAAGAUAACAAAGUAUUUGAAGGUGAUUUAAUGAAACUUCAGCUUGAAGAGUAUGAAAAGCUUGACAGAAUGGGCGUUCCCUUUCACACUAAGUUUUUGGCCAAUAGUAUAUCGCGCCACUUAAGAAAUAAAGAAUUUUGGAUUUUGCAUGGUUUAGUUACUUCUGGGGCAGUGAUUAUUGAUGAAGGUGCCUACAAGGCUUUGACAAGAAAGAACAAAGCCGGUUUGUUACCCGUCGGUGUCAUUGAAAUUGAAGGAUCCUUCCAUGAAAUGGAGUGUGUUGACUUAAAGGUUGGUAAACGUUUGCCAAAUGGAGAAUUGGAUCCUGAUUACCCACUAACAAUUGUUGGAAGGGCCAGAUGUAAUUAUCCAUCAUUAGAAAUUAGCAAAAUCAAAGGGCAACAAAGUGAUGAGAUCGAGAACGAAUUAGGUUACUGCAACUCCGAAUAUAUCGCUCAUAGAGAGAAUAUGGCAUUCCCACCACAUUAA
Molecule: messenger RNA, 1284 nt
Organism: Nakaseomyces glabratus
Lineage: Eukaryota; Fungi; Ascomycota; Saccharomycetes; Saccharomycetales; Saccharomycetaceae
Gene: PRO1
Product: glutamate 5-kinase
Cellular component (GO): cytoplasm; cytosol
Molecular function (GO): RNA binding; glutamate 5-kinase activity; ATP binding
Source: RefSeq, a predicted model, not a curated record